Agrilus planipennis (emerald ash borer) is the source of this 1380-nucleotide messenger RNA. Its product is annotated as clavesin-1. The record is from RefSeq and is a predicted model, not a curated record. Gene Ontology annotation, cellular component: membrane. The transcript has 6 exons. NCBI's taxonomy places the organism in Eukaryota, Metazoa, Arthropoda, Insecta, Coleoptera, Buprestidae. Gene Ontology annotation, molecular function: phosphatidylinositol bisphosphate binding. The coding region runs from base 174 to 1052 and encodes 292 amino acids.
UGACUAAUGCGUUUUGUUCAUUGGCAUAAAGUGUCGACUGGUGGUUGGAUGUUGACAUUUUUUCCACUCCACUAUCAUAAACAAUUUGAUUGUAUUACACUAAACGUCGAACAAUCACAGACCAUCAUUGAAUUGUGAAAUUAACACCAACGUUUUCAAUUGAUUACCUAAAGAUGACUAAAGGUAAUCCUUUCGAGUUGGAACUUGGUCCAUUAUCCCCCGAAGCAAAAGAACUUGCUUUAAAAGAACUGAGAGAAACACCGGAAAUCGUACAGAAAGCGAUCGAAGAACUGCGAGAACUUUUGAAAAAUGACGACACCAUUUAUUUCCGAGAUGAUGAUGAAUUUCUUUUAAUUUUCUUAAGGCCCUGCAAAUUCUACGCCAAAAGUGCAUACGAAUUGAUGAAACGUAUUGCUGAUUUUAAAGAAAACAAUAAAGCCCUUUUGGAUAAUCUUCUGCCAGAGGAUGAAAAAGACGCAUUUGUGAAUCAUAAUGUAGUGAAUGUAUUGAAAGACAGAGAUCACAAAGGACGACGGGUGUUAAUUGUUAAUUGUGGAGGCACCUGGAACACUUCCAAAGUCACUGCUGACCAGUUGUUCCGGCUAUUUUAUUUGAUUCAUGAAGCUGCAAUUUUGGAACCGGAAACCCAAGUUCGGGGUGUAGUUGUGAUAAUGGAUUUCGAAGGUCUCUCUUAUAAACAAGUUGCAGCUUUGAGUAUUACCUUCAGCAUGAGAUUACUGUCAUUCAUUCAGCAAGCAAUGCCUUUAAGACUUAAGGAGGUGCAUAUGGUCAAACAACCCUUCAUCUUUAAAGCUGUAUGGAGCAUGUUUAAACCUUUCAUAAAGGAAAAGCUAAAGUCAAGGAUGUACUUCCAUGGAGACAAAAUGCCAUCCUUACACCAGCAUUUGGCGCCGUCUCAUUUACCAAAGAAUUAUGGCGGAGAACUUCCCGAAAUUGAUUAUACCGGUAAUGAUUGGUAUCCUGCUAUUGAGGAACAUGUAGAACACAUCAAAAAACUUAACACGUAUGGCCGUGUUAAAAAGGAGAAAUAAGUAUAUAUAUUUAAAAAAAAUGGAUUCGUCUAAAUAUUCCUAACAUGAAACUAAUUUCAUUGCAAAAGAAUGAAUUUCUUUCAUAAACGUAGUGGUCCAAUCGAUAAAUAAUUAAAAGUAAUGUUGUAGUAUAGGAACACUUCCAUACAAAAAACACUCGACAUUUUUUUACUUUUCGUUUUAUUUAUAUAAGGACUACUUACUUAAAAACACGAUUCUAAGAAUACUUUAUUUAUUAGAAAAUAUGAGUUAUUAGCUAAGCCUUAAAAUAAUUGUAGGUAGUCUUUUUUUAUAAACAUGAAAAAUAAAUUCUUUUAAUAAACUUGAA